CCAGGAGCCCUCCUUGGAUGGUCAGCCACUCGCUGGAGGCAAGCUGACGGCUGUACAUCUGCAUUCCGGUAAAAAGGAGGAGAGAGAGCAGCGAGGAAAGAACCAGGGAGGUUCCCGUGCCCACAGCUGAGGAGACAGGCUCGCCUCUCGGCUGCAAUAGACGGAGGCGUUUGCAGGAGCGGGGGUGCAGAGGCCGGGCGCGCCCUCCUCCCUGCCUGGCCGGCAGCCGCGUCCCCGGGGUCGUCAUGGCCGAAGGCGAAGACCUGCACUCGUUCACCUCGAUCAUGGAUGCCCUCGUCCGGAUCAGUCGCUUUGUGUGCGAUACCCUUUGCUCGCCAGGGGACCAGGCAGAGAUGGCAUCCAGGCGGACGGCGGUGGGCAAGACCAGCAUGAAGAACCUGGAGCGGGAACUGCUCUGCCCGGUGUGCAAGGAGAUGUACAAGCAGCCUCUGGUGCUGCCCUGCGUGCAUAAUGUCUGCCACGUCUGUGCCACCGAGGUCCUUUUGCAGCAGGGUUACGUCUGCCCGGAUCCCAACUCCGAGCCCACCUCGCCAGCUUCAACUCCGUCCACACGGAGCCCUCGCCUAGGACGCCGGGUUGUGCCCAAACCAGACCGCCUGGACCGACUGCUCAAAUCAGGGUUCGGCACCUACCCAGGGCGGAAGCGAGGCGGCAUCCUGCACCCCCAGAGCGUGCUUUUCCCAUGCCCGACGUGCCAGCGGGACGUGGACCUGGGUGAGCGGGGCUUGGCCAGCCUCUUCCGGAACCUGACCCUGGAGCGCGUGGUGGAGCGUUACCGCCACACCAUCAACGUCAGCGCGGCCAUCAUGUGCCAGUUCUGCAAGCCGCCCCAGCUGGAGGCUACCAAGGGCUGCACCGAGUGCAAAUCUAGCUUCUGCAAUGAGUGCUUCAAGCUCUACCACCCCUGGGGCACCCAGAAGGCGCAGCACGAGCCCACACCCCCCACUCUCACUUUCCGGCCCAAGGGCCUGAUGUGCCCAGAGCACAAGGAGGAGGUGACGCAUUACUGCAAGACCUGCCAACGGCUGGUGUGCCAGUUGUGCCGGGUGCGGCGCUCGCACUCCGGCCACAAGAUCACGCCCGUGCUCAGCGCCUACCAGGCCCUCAAGGACAAGCUAAUGAAAAGCUUGGCUUACAUCCUGAGCAAUCAGGACACAGUCCAGGCCCAAAUCAGCGAGGUGGAGGAGACACUUCGACUCACCGAGGCCAACGGGGCGCAGGCUAAGGAGGAGGUGGCCCGUCUCAUGCGGGGCCUGAGCACCCUGCUGGAGGAGAAGCAGGCCUCCCUGCUCAGCGCCAUCGAGGACUGCCGGCAGGAGCGUGUCGUCAACUUGAAGGCGCAGCUGCACGAACACCAGGCCAUGGUGGAGAACUCGGGCAUGGUGGGCUACACGCAGGAAGUGCUCAAAGAGACGGACCAGCCGUGCUUCGUCCAGGCUGCCAAGCAGUUGCAUCACAGGAUCAUCCGGGCAACUGAUUCGCUCCAGACCUUCCGGCCGGCAGCCAACGCUUCCUUCAGCCACUUCCAGGUGGACGUGAGCCGGGAGCUGAAACUGCUCACAGACCUCACCUUCAUCAAAGCGCCGGAGGCCCCGGUGAUUGACACGCAGCGCACCUACGCCUACGACCAGAUCUUCCUGUGCUGGCGUCUGCCGCAGCAUUCGCCCCCCGCCUGGCAUUACACGGUGGAGUUCCGGCGGGCCGAGCCCAAGGGGAAAGCGCUCAAGCUGUGGCAGCGGCGGGAAGAGGUGCGCGGGACCAGCGCCGUCGUGGAGUACCUGGACACGGACUGCGUCUACGUCCUCCGCGUCCGUGGCUGCAACAAGGCCGGAUUUGGCGAGUACAGCGAGGACAUUUACCUGCAUACGCCGCCCGCGCCAGUGCUGAAUUUCUUCCUGGACAACCGGUGGGGUUUCAACCGGGAGCGCCUGGCGAUCAGCAAAGACCAGCGGGCGGUCCGCAGCGUGCCGGGGCUGCCCAUGCUCUUUGCCGCCGAGCGCCUGAUGACCAGUUGCCACCUGUCGAUCGACCUGGUGAUCGGGGACGUGGCCGUCACCCAGGGGCGCAGCUACUGGGCCUGCUGCGUGGACCCCAGCUCCUACCUGGUCAAGGUGGGCGUGGGCCUGGAGAGCAAGCUGCAGGAGUGGUUCCAGGUGCCCCAGGAUGUGGUGAGCCCCAGAUACGACCCCGACAGCGGCCACGACAGCGGUGCGGAGGACACCACUUUGGACACCUCGCCGCCCUUCGCCUUCCUGACCAUCGGCAUGGGCAAGAUCCUGCUGUCCCACGGGGUGGCGCUGACCUCCCGGGACCCGGGCAACUGUACUGUCUCCUUGCCCCCCCGCUUGGGAAUCUGCCUGGACUACGAGCGCGGCAAGGUCGCCUUUUUCGAUGCCGUCUCCUUCCGGAGCCUCUGGGAGUGCGGCAUCGACUGCUCGGGGCCCGUCUGCCCGGCCUUUUGCUUCAUCGGCGGCGGCGCCCUGCAGCUCCAGGAACUGGUGGCCAACCGCCAGGAGCGGAAAGUCACCAUCGGGGGCUUCUCCAAACUGGACUGAGUCGGGCCCUACCCAGACCUGGCGCCUGCGCCCGACCGAGGCAGAAGAGGCCCCCCCAGGGCCCGAAGGGUUAUCAAAGCCGUGGCGGAGACGGUUCUCCCACCACGCCGCUUCGGGCACGUCGCGGCGGAAUUGGGGGGCGGGGCGAGUGGCGGAGGAGGCUGCUCUGCCUCCCGGCGCCCACUGAUGGACUUACCAGCAGCUAGAUACUUUUGCCUUUGGACAGGCAAAUGGGAUUCCCCAAGGCCUGAGUUCCUUAGAAAGUUUGCUGUCAAGGUGGGGGUGGGUGGGUUGAGAGCAGUGCUGCCCCACGGACACCCCCAUGGGGGUGGGUGGGGGCUGUUUCUGUUCACGGGGCCCUUCCUUCCCUGGCCCGUCGCCUCUUUCCCAUCCUUCCCCCUCUGUGUGCCUUGGUGGUGGUGGUGAGGGGUGUCUUUCCCCCCCAGCAAGGGUGUGCUCCAGAGGCAUGGGGCGAGGUCUAGGGCUUCUGGUUCCUCCUCUGCCUAUUUCCUGUCCUUGAUCUGCUGGGGAGGGAGGGAGGGAGGGGCCAUUUCUUUGGUGCAUGGGCCAGUGGGGAUGUUUUUUAACGGUAAGCGCCUCCUUUCCCCCGUUUUUCCGCUCAACCAUUCCCUCCCUGCUCUUCCUUUUCCUUCUACCCACCCCCGGUGGAUUUUUGAACCCAGUUUUCCAGAUCUCCCUUCGGACUCCUUGAAGUACACCCCAGCCCCAGUUUCCAUUUCCCUUUUGGGCCCCCGUUUUUCCCCAGAAGUGGCUCGAAACCACAUUAAAACUGACUGGAGCCCAUUUCCAAUCUGGCUUCGCUCCCGGCCGAGGAUUUCCGAGCAUUUCGAGAAGGGCUGGACGGACGGUUCGUGGUCCGUGCCCUUGAAAAACAAUGGUCCGGGGGGAGGAGGGAGGGGGCCACAGCGCCCAGAUGAUUUUCAAGCAGGCCUAAAUGUUUCGGUGUAGCUAUGCCUGCUUGCUGUUGGAUUGUGGGGAUAUCAGCGGUGAAUUCUGUGUAAACCUCUUGUCCUUCGUAAGGAAUGCCUGGUUGUUAGGAACUUGUAGCUUUCCCCCAGGAUGCUCUUCCUCCAUAAAUCCCCUGAAACAAGCCCUCCACACCCCUUUCUGUCCGAGCCAACCCUCACUUCGCUCCCCAGACCUUCCUCUCCUCCGCAUGGUUUUGUCUUAACGUAUUUAUUUUUUUAAGCAGGACGUUCCACGGUCCUUUAUCGUCAACGGGGCUUCCCCUGGAUUAUUCUUUAUUCAUAGUGUGACUUUCAGAGCUGCGAGGCAUGGAGACGGCCAACUUUUUCUCUUCCCCCUUCUCGGCACAGUUCCUGUGCUUUUAACAGGCAGCCAUUUCGCAGGUGAGGCUUCCUCUCCCAGUUGCUUUAUUUCGGCCCCAGAGGGUGGGGAUGAAAUGCCCACUCAGCCUCUGCCUGGCAGGCAGCUGUUGAAAGGUACAGGAGCCUUGCUAGCGGAAAAGUUGGCCGCCUCCAGCCACGGUAGCCUCUGAGCUGGUGCUAAAUGGUAGAAUAGGUUCUCUCUGUGCCCCGUGCCCUGGCCACAACAAUGUAGAGGCUGUGAUGCCCCUUUUCUAGCAGUGGAGGAUUUAAGAGAGGCUGGUUUCCUCUGCUGGGGUGGGGUGCCUUGCUGCCCGCCCCGGCACCUCCAAGCUGUGGCCGUGGGUGUGAAGUGGCACCUUUUUGUUUUGCCGUUCUGCAGACUUUGCACUGCCCAAGCUUUGUCCAUUCCAUAUGCACACAGAAUACAUCUGGCACUUCCUACGUUCCCCCUCCCCAUCUCUUCCUUCUCACCCCAAAAAUCGAGGGCUCUUGUGUCCCCCAGGUCCCUGGGGAGGUCUUGUACUGUACAUUGGUGUCUUUUCAGCGUUUUCGGAUGAAUUAAAAAAACAAAACAAAA
Molecule: messenger RNA, 4502 nt
Organism: Hemicordylus capensis (graceful crag lizard)
Lineage: Eukaryota; Metazoa; Chordata; Lepidosauria; Squamata; Cordylidae
Gene: TRIM46
Product: tripartite motif containing 46
Exons: 12
Coding region: 246-2576 (776 amino acids)
Molecular function (GO): zinc ion binding; protein binding
Source: RefSeq, a predicted model, not a curated record